CAUGAGAUCGCUGAGAGAAGUAAACAUUCCGUAAUUAAUGUGUUUUGUGCGAUUGUUUUGGUGAAAAUUACGCAGGAUACUUUUGUGCUUUUGUUUGUGAAGUUUCCACCUCGUUAUGACUGAGAAAAGUGAUUUACUCACGCAAACAAAAGUCGGAAUUUUUUGACAGAUUUACUUGGAUUAUUACGGAUUAUAACGUUAAAUGCAUCCUUCUUCAUUAUAUGGACGCGGUCACGGUGCGCAACCCAACCAACAGCGUGACUCUUGGGGAGGAUGGCGUCACAGCGCUGCCCCAGACAGAGGAGGUAUUGUCAGCUUGGAAUCUCUGGCGCCCAAACUAUCCAACAGAGAGCAGGAACUAAGACGCCAUGGAGCAUCAAGUACAGGCUCUUUGAUCGCCGACCACCCAUCUUUGACCAGGACUGUCCGAAGUCGCUUAUCUCAAGCAUUCGGCAGGUUUACAGAACCAAGUGUCUCACAUUCGAAUGCUAACGUCUUUUUUGAUUGUACAGCAUGA
Stegodyphus dumicola is the source of this 517-nucleotide messenger RNA. RefSeq names its product tight junction protein ZO-3-like. Gene Ontology annotation, biological process: cell-cell junction organization; cell-cell adhesion; protein localization to cell-cell junction. NCBI's taxonomy places the organism in Eukaryota, Metazoa, Arthropoda, Arachnida, Araneae, Eresidae. Gene Ontology annotation, cellular component: bicellular tight junction; plasma membrane. Gene Ontology annotation, molecular function: cell adhesion molecule binding. The record is from RefSeq and is a predicted model, not a curated record.